Molecule: messenger RNA, 3167 nt
Organism: Durusdinium trenchii
Lineage: Eukaryota; Dinophyceae; Suessiales; Symbiodiniaceae
Source: the annotation of a GenBank genome assembly
GGGCCUAAGGAGCGCCGGUUUGGUGGCUGCUUAGGGGUCGCCGGGGGAGCGUUACCUUUCCUGCGCUUUGGCGAGGAAAAGGUUAACGUCAGGGCCCCGAGAGGAAUAGUUUCCAGCGUGGCUAUUUUAAUGAUUUAGACAAAUCCGCUGCAACGCGCAGGACACAGAGCUUGUGGUUGAGCUUAAAUAUAAAAGUUAACGUGAUCACUCUGGCAGACAUGUUUGCCAGAUCAUGAUUCUAUUUAGGUAACCUCAGGCGUUACAAGGUGCGCUAUUGUUGUUGCUCAUAGUUGUUCAAUGAUUGACUUGGAAUAUUGGUGAUGGUGUCCUCACAAGCCCUUUUGUUUGUAACGACGGCUUCCUUCGGAGUCUUUUCAUGUUCCGACCUUUGACUUGCAGUUCCACACUCAUCCAAUUUGUGUCCGCUUUCAACUUGUGAUUGUCCCAAUGGCUAGUCGUUUUAACAGCAGCCUCAGGUCAGAUGUGAAAGACUUCACGAUCCUGUAAUGGCAUGCACCUUUGCGCGGCACAGUGUUCACUGUCAGUCAGUUUAUGCACGCACGUUUGCAGCUAUCUGGCUGCAGCAAAGGCUGAACACGGUUCCUCGCUCUUUGAUUUUUCCAUUGCAUGUCAAUGUCGUGCUUCAACCUGGAUAUGCUCUUCAAGCCAGCACUACGUCUUGGGCUGGCACUGAAGGGCGUUCAAGACUACGUGUGCUACCAGCCAGCCGUUCCCGACAAGAAGGAGCACAUUGGGUCCAAAUCUGAUAUUCCUUCCGUGGCCAUGCCAAUGUUUGCGCCACCAAGCACAGAGGCUGAUCUUCAGAAAAUGCGACAAUUGAUUGCUGAUGACGUUCCAUUCCUGAUCCAGUGGCCUGAGGAUCAUCCAGUUAUACCCGCAGAGAAAUCUCAAGCAGUUGAGGCCUAUUUGCAUAAGACACUCGCUGAGGACGGCUACAAGGAUGAUGACGAAUUCCUUAUCGUGAAAUUUGAGAAGUGGCAUGAGAACUACGGAGAACUGGACAAAUUUGUCCAGGGAAUUCUCCCUAGGCUUCGCCAUCCCCGAUUGAAUUAGCCUUUGUGGUUCUUGGGCAAUUACUCCACUUCUUGAUGCUAUGUUCGGCUCCGUGAACGUAUACUACAUGGCUCAUGGCAGCAAAAACGUGAAGAUCUUGACAAGGGCAGCGACAGAACGUCUUCCAGUUCACUUCAAGGAUGACUACUUGUUUCCGCUGGAUUCAAGUGAGAUACCAAAGUACCCAUCAUAUGAGGGAGUCUUGAAAGAGAAUUCCGCGCUUGCCUUCAUAUUUUCGAGAACUUGCCUGGCCCAAAGCCCCGGGCGCUUUCGUCGAGGCUGAAGUAUACAGGUAAAGUUCAUCCCUUGAUCAUUGAAACAGCUAUGUGCAGCUGGGACUAUGUCGAGCAUGUGACCAAACUUAUUCGCAAUGCCGCUACCAAGGGCAAGCUGUUGAGGACAAAUUUUGUAAAUUGAGUGCUGCUCCAAUCCACUGCAUUUGCAUCGACAAAUGAUUGGAGUUGCUGCGAAGCCGCAGCACUUUUGUUUUUCGUUGCCCUUGUCGCCUGGACAUCCAUAGAGAGACUUUGCAGUCCACAAGCCGGAAAGGAGACUGAACCCAGGACAAGCGGUCUUGCAACGUCCAACAAUCCAGUCAUAUGACAUUGUCAUGGACAGGCAGCAGGCUGAGAUUAGACAAUUUGAGGCUGUGCUUUUCGAAUGAAAGUUGCACACUGCCCUCACUUAGCGAUGUGCAUGUUCAAUACUUCAGAGGCUAACAAAAAUGUGCUGCCCUUCACCCUCGCUGCACUCGUGUUGGAGUUACAAUUUGUCAUGCUUAGCUGCAUUUGCUGAACUUGGAAGCAACUUGGCUACAGCAAAGGCUGUGGAGGGUUCUAGGUUCUACAUCAUUAGUUAGGUUGUUUUUCUUCCGUCGCAUGUCAAUGUCGUGCUUCAACCUGGAUAUGCUCUUCAAGCCAGCACUACGUCUUGGGCUGGCACUGAAGGGCGUUCAAGACUACGUGUGCUACCAGCCAGCCGUUCCCGACAAGAAGGAGCACAUUGGGUCCAAGUCUGAUAUUCCUUCCGUGGCCAUGCCAAUGUUUGCGCCACCAAGCACAGAGGCUGAUCUUCAGAAAAUGCGACAAUUGAUUGCUGAUGACGUUCCAUUCCUGAUCCAGUGGCCUGAGGAUCAUCCAGUUAUACCCGCAGAGAAAUCUCAAGCAGUUGAGGCCUAUUUGCAUAAGACACUCGCUGAGGACGGCUACAAGGAUGAUGACGAAUUCCUUAUCGUGAAAUUUGAGAAGUGGCAUGAGAACUACGGAGAACUGGACAAAUUUGUCCAGGGAAUUCUCCCUAGGCUUCGCCAUCCCCGAUUGAAUUGGCCUUUGUGGUUCUUGGGCAAUUACUCCACUUCAGGACCUCAUGUUGAUGCUAUGUUCGGCUCCGUGAAUGUGUACUACAUGGCUCAUGGAAGCAAAUACGUGAAGAUCUUGACAAGGGCAGCGACAGAACGUCUUCCAGUUCACUACAAGGAUGACUACUUGUUUCCGCUGGAUUCAAGUGAGAUACCAAAAUACCCAUCAUAUGAGGGAGUCUUGAAAGAGAAUUCCGUGCUGGUCUUCAGCAAUUCCGCUUGCCUUCAUAUUUUCGAGAACUUGCCUGGCCCAAAGCCCCGGGCGCUUUCGUUGAGGCUGAAGUAUACAGGUAAAGUUCAUCCCUUGAUCAUUGAAACAGCUAUGUGCAGCUGGGACUAUGUCGAGCAUGUGACCAAACUUAUUCGCAAUGCCGCUACCAAGGGCAAGCUGUUGAGGACAAAUUUUGUCAAGUGAGUGCCACUGCAUCUGCAUCGACAAAUGUUGCUGUAGCUUUGCAGCACGCUCGUCCUUUUUGGCUCCUAGAGGAUUUCCGGACUGUUUCUGGAGACUUCAUCCUGCAUUGAUCUGAAAUGAAACAAAACACAUAUGAUAUAUUCAUAAGAUUAUGUACAUAAAUAGGGAAACAGCGAAAGAUUGCAUAAGAAAAAUAUCUAUUAUAUAUUUAAAUAUUCUUUUUCAAGACAAAAAAUCUUUAGAAAACAAAAAAGAUUAAUAAUAUGAUAUGCAGAAAUACUAAAAGGAUAUAGUUGCAAAUUUAUGGUUGUAAUUGUCGCG